Paramacrobiotus metropolitanus is the source of this 792-nucleotide messenger RNA. RefSeq lists its product as uncharacterized. Lineage: Eukaryota; Metazoa; Tardigrada; Eutardigrada; Parachela; Macrobiotidae. The transcript is spliced from 2 exons. Bases 28 to 573 code for a protein of 181 amino acids. The record is from RefSeq and is a predicted model, not a curated record.
GAAGUUGCUCAGUAAAACACGCUGUUUAUGUACGGUCGACUACCAAGUGGUGUCUCUACACCGUAUUCAGAGAGAUGUUCACCGUUCAACAAUCUAAUGAGGAUUCCCAUUAGAUUGUUGAAACAUACAUUUUUCGUUAAACCGACGAUGAUGAAAAAAUCGGUACUUUUAUUUGUGGUCCAAGCGUUGUGGAUCAUGUGCCAGAUCGCCGGCCGAUCGGAUGCGCUCUGCUCGUUUAACCGUGGUGACAAGGUUCCGACAAAUUUCGAAUGCCGGGUGCAGUCCUGCGGAGGGGCGGGACGGCUAACUUUCCAGUCAGAUGGCAACCUGGUCAUCUAUGAUGGCAGCGACCGCCCAAAGUGGAACAGCAACACCGCCGGCCGUGGUGAUCAAGCCUUGUUCCAGACAGACGGGAAUCUGGUCAUCUAUGAUAUUUCCAGCAGAACCGUGUGGGACAGCCAGACAGCGGGAAGAGGGCGUCGGCUCGUUUUUCAGGAUGACCGCAAUUUGGCUAUCUACGACAACGCCGAUAAUGCGGUGUGGAGUUCAGGCAAUUAUUUUAAGUGUAAUUAACGUGGAAUGAAUAUGAUUGUAAAAGUUCUGUAUCAUCAAGGGCUGAUAAUUCAGGAACAAGCCACUCGUUAUCUUUUAUUGUGCAGGUUAAUUUUUGUUGUAUAUGUUUUGUGCCGUUAUAAAUGAAAAAUCUAAUAUUUGGUAUUAUACAUGGAUGUAUAUGUUUUUCUGGCAUUUGUGCAGUCAGUCUAUUCGUUUUACACGUUCAGUUCAGGUUAC